AUGGAGGAAGAUGUGGCCACGCCGACGGCCACCGCCUCCAACAUGUUCGACGAAAUGUCGCAAAGUGUUGAUGAUGAAGCUUUCAUGCAGGCAACAAAUGUGGCAAAUGAUGAUUACAUAUAUGAGUCACAAGAAUAUGAAACCCAAUAUGAUGAUGACAGUCUUGAUGUGGACGAUGAGGGCUUUAUUGUCAAGGGAAGAAGUGGAAAUUAUACCACCGCGGAGGAUGUGUUGAUAUGCACCGCUUGGAAGAAAAUCUCUCAAGAUGCAAGCGUUGGAAGCGACCAAACGAAAAUGAUUGCACAAGGAUUGUUUCGAGAGAGGAACAUGGAAGGCGAGAAGAAGAAAAGGAAAGGAAAAGCUUUCACUUUUCAUCAUUGCUACAAAGAGCUCAAGGAUGUGGAGAAGUGGAAAACUAGAGAGACUUUUGAAUCGUCGAAGAAGAAGAGUGUGUUGCUUGAGGAUGAAGAAGAUGUCGCCAUUGAGGAGACGAGCCCCACUCCUCACUCCGUGACAAAAUCUUAUAGGCCCGAUGGAAACAAGAAAGCGAAGGGAACCAAGGCCGGAGAAAAUGAUCUCAAGGAAGGAUUUGAUGCCAUUGUCAUGGCAAGGAAAGAGUAUGCCGAAGAGAAAAGAAUCUUGAAGCUCAAGGAAAUAGAGGAGAGGAGUGAGGCCGAGUGGCGAAGGGCGGCGGCCGAGGAGAAGAGGGCGGCAGCUGAGGAGAGGUUGGCCACGGCCGAGGAGAGGAAGGUGUACCUAGAGGAGAAUAAGGCCGCGGCCAACAAGAGGAAGAUGGUAGAAGAGAGGACACUCAAGUUUAUGUUUAUGGACACAUCAACUCUUGAUGCCAAGGCGAAGGCAUAUGUUGAACUUUGUCGCGAUGAAAUGCUCAUGAAGAAGCAAAUGCUCAUGAGGCAAAUGAUGAUGGGAGGAAGCAUGGGAGGUGCCAUGGGAGGAGGCAUGGGAGAUGCCAUGGGUGGUCCCAUGGGAGGUGCCAUGGGUGCUUACAUGAACAUGAUUGGAGGUUCCAUGAGUGGUGCAUUUGGCGGAAACAUGGGAGGUGGCUUCGGUGGCAACAUGCAAGGUGGCUUUGGCGGCAUGGGAGGUGGCUUUAGCGGCAUGGGAGGUGCUUUUAGCGGCAACAUCAUGGGUGGCUUGGGAGGUGGCUAUGGCGGCAACAUGAGUGGCGUUGGAGGUGGAUAUGGCGGCAACAUGGGACGCAAUGAAGAUGGUUCCGGUGGUGCUCACGACAACGAGAGUUCACCGCUUGUUGAGAACAUCGACAAAGACGGUGGUGGAGAUCAUGAUCGUACCACGGUUCACAACACCGGUGGUGUUGAUGACGCGCAUGAGUAA
Molecule: messenger RNA, 1356 nt
Organism: Aegilops tauschii subsp. strangulata
Lineage: Eukaryota; Viridiplantae; Streptophyta; Magnoliopsida; Poales; Poaceae
Source: RefSeq, a predicted model, not a curated record